Messenger RNA from Anopheles cruzii, 3615 nucleotides. RefSeq names its product chitotriosidase-1 (gene Cht7). The transcript has 7 exons. Lineage: Eukaryota; Metazoa; Arthropoda; Insecta; Diptera; Culicidae. Gene Ontology annotation, molecular function: hydrolase activity, hydrolyzing O-glycosyl compounds; chitin binding. Gene Ontology annotation, biological process: chitin catabolic process; carbohydrate metabolic process. The coding region runs from base 45 to 2522 and encodes 825 amino acids. Gene Ontology annotation, cellular component: extracellular region. The record is from RefSeq and is a predicted model, not a curated record.
GCAACGAUGAGACGAAGGACGGCAAGACGGGACUGUACGAGCGGAUGAUGCUGCUGAAGAAGGCCAAUCCCAAGCUGAAGGUGCUGCUGGCCAUCGGUGGCUGGUCGUUCGGUACGCAGAAGUUCAAAGAGAUGUCCGCCACGCGCUACGCCCGCCAAACGUUCAUCUACUCGGCGAUCCCGUUCCUGCGCCAGCGCAACUUCGACGGCCUGGACAUGGACUGGGAGUACCCGAAGGGCUCGGACGACAAGAAGAACUUUGUGCUGCUGCUGAAGGAACUGAAGGAAGCGUUCGAUGCCGAGUCGCAGGAGAUCCGUCAGCCGCGGCUGCUGCUUACGGCCGCCGUCCCGGUCGGUCCGGACAAUGUGCGCGGUGGGUACGACGUCCCGGCCGUCGCCAGCUAUCUGGACUUUAUCAACCUGAUGGCGUACGACUUCCACGGCAAGUGGGAACGCGAAACGGGACACAACGCUCCGCUCUACUCGCCAUCGUCGGACAGCGAGUGGCGCAAGCAGCUGUCGGUGGACUACGCCGCCAACCUCUGGGUGAAGCUGGGCGCUCCCAAGGAGAAGCUGGUCAUCGGGAUGCCAACGUACGGGCGAUCUUUCACGCUUGCCAACACCGAUCGCUACAAGGUGAACUCGCCGGCCACCGGUGGUGGAAAAGCCGGAGAGUACACCAAGGAGUCGGGCUUUCUGGCGUACUACGAGAUCUGCGAGCAGCUGCUGAACGGGGCGGUCUACGUGUGGGACGACGAGAUGAAGGUGCCGUACAUGGUCGACGGUGACCAGUGGGUCGGGUUCGACGACGAGCGGGCGAUCCGCAACAAGAUGACGUGGAUCAAGACGAACGGGUACGGUGGAGCGAUGGUGUGGACCAUCGACAUGGACGACUUCAGUGGUACGGCGUGUGGCGGCAACGUCAAGUACCCGCUGAUCGGAGCGAUGCGUGAGGAGCUUCGCGGCGUUAGCCGUGGAAAGGGCGCCAAAGACGUCGACUGGUCCGAAGUCGCAGCUACCAUCGUGGAGAAGGAAGAGGAAAAGCCUGCCCCUGUUAAGAUCGCCGUUUCGGAGGUACUGUCGAAGGUGCAGAAACCGCAAAAGAAGAUCAUCAAGCAAGGACUGGCCACAGUGGAGAAGAACUCACGCCCAGGGCAAGUGUUUUGCUACUUGACGAGCUGGUCGGUGAAACGACCGGGUGCGGGCAAGUUCGAACCGAAGGAUGUCGACGCCAGCCUCUGCACGCACCUUGUCUACGCCUUUGCCACGCUCAAGGACCACAAGCUGACCGAAUCGAACGACAGCGAUCCGGACAUGUACGACGAAGUGAUCGCACUGCGCGAGAAGAAUCCCGACCUGCAGGUCCUGCUGGCCAUCGGCGGAUGGGCGUUCGGUUCGACACCCUUCAAGGAGCUCACCUCGAACGUGUUCCGCAUGAACCAGUUCGUGUACGAAGCGAUCGAGUUCCUGCGCGACUAUCAGUUCAACGGUCUGGACGUCGACUGGGAGUAUCCGCGCGGGGCCGACGACCGCAAGGCGUACGUAGAUCUGCUCCGCGAGCUGCGCGUUGCGUUCGAGGGUGAAGCCAAGACCUCCGGACAACCUCGGCUGCUGCUGACUGCCGCUGUUCCCGCUUCGUUCGAGGCCAUCGCUGCCGGUUACGAUGUGCCCGAGAUCUCCAAGUAUCUUGACUUUAUCAACGUCAUGACGUACGACUUCCAUGGUCAGUGGGAGCGACAGGUAGGCCACAACUCGCCCCUGUUCCCGCUGGAUUCGGCCUCCAACUACCAGAAGAAACUGACCGUGGACUACAGUGCUCGCGAGUGGGUUAAACAGGGCGCUCCGAAGGAGAAGCUUCUGAUCGGUAUGCCGACGUACGGUCGCUCCUUCACCCUGGUCAACCAGACGCAGUUUGACAUCGGAGCCCCCGCGUCGGGCGGUGGUCUGCCGGGCAAGUUUACCAACGAAGCCGGAUUCCUCAGCUACUACGAGAUCUGUGGCUUCCUUGGCGUCGACAACACCACGCUCGUGUGGGACUCGGAGCAGCAGGUGCCAUUCGCGUAUCGCAAGGACCAGUGGGUCGGUUUCGAUGACGAGCGCUCCCUCAAGACGAAGAUGGAAUGGUUGAAGGAGGAAGGUUUCGGUGGCAUUAUGGUGUGGUCGAUCGAUAUGGAUGACUUCUCGGGUCGCUGCGGUAGCGGCAAGUACCCGCUGAUGAACGUGAUGAACAGUGAGCUGAAGGACUACAAGGUGCUGCUGGAGUACGAUGGUCCGUACGAGUCCUAUGGACCGCGCGGUGCCUACACCACCAAGGACCCCAACGAGGUCGUCUGUGCUGAGGAAGAUGGCCACAUCAGCUACCAUCCGGACAAGAGCGACUGCACGCAUUACUUCAUGUGCGAAGGAGAGCGCAAACAUCACAUGCCAUGUCCCGCUAAUCUGGUGUUCAACCCCAAUGAAAACGUUUGCGAUUGGCCCGAGAACGUCGAAGGCUGCCACAACCCAACGCAAGCCGCGGCCUAAAGGAGGAACCAGCCAAUGCCCUCCGCAAUCUACAUCCUUUUUUUACGUUUUAGAUCAAGCACUUUGACGGGGAAUGUGAGUCCGCAUUAGCCGACGGGAACAGUGGCUCGCUGUUCGACGUUACAAGGGCAGACGUUAGCUGUAAUGUAAUUAAAAUACUCUUCGUCUACACAAUUUGGGAGGAAAAAAGGGAAAAAGUGGCGCAACGCUGGCACACCAUUUUGUAAAUACGUGGCGAUCCUUCCCGAUUCGUGAAGCGUAAGACCUAAUUGUGCCGCAAGCAGGAGAGAGUGAGCAAAGGAAAGCGGGGAAUACCCUUCGUCCCCGUGGGUCGCGUGUAGUAGAGAAACGAAAGUGUAGCAGUCCUCGUCCCCAUGAAGAGGCCCCAAGGCGAAGGCGCAGUCCACCCUGCGGCGGUGUCUGUUAUCGACUUUUGUUGUCCUUUAAAACCAUCCAACAAAUGUUGCACCAGUACAGCGAAAGAGAGCGCGAGCCUGUAAAUGUCGUUUUUGAUAGAUGUAUAAAAACUGUGAUAAUUAAGUGUAUAUAAAAACGAAGGGCCACAAAUCGGUUAGGAAAACAGAAACACGGAAAAGCACACCCGAACGCCAGGCGGAACGAUCCAGGACAUCAGGGAGAUUCAAAUAACGGCGGCGAAGAAAAUCGAAACAGGGCACGAAACAGUUAAGACCGCGCAGCGUCAAAGCGAACCUGACAAGCUGUGAAGGAAACGUUUGAAAACAGUGCAACGGAAACGGAGAAAGAAACGGAUUGUUUGACCCCCUUCCCCCGGAAAAGCGGAUGGAGCCCAUUUUCCGUUUGAGAGAAAAUGAAUGCGAAGAAACGAAACGAACAAAGUGCAAAGCAGUGACAGGAAACAGACAUGCGAAAGAGUGACACAAAAACCAGCGUAACAAUCUGAGGCGGCUGCGAUUCGGUAUAGUUUGGUGGAAUCGGCAAACGCAAUCAUUGGCAAUAUCGCAGCGCGCUUUGAAACGAACACGAAACCCGCACACGAGUACAGCGACGACAACUAACUUGUAAUUUAAUAACUAUGUUACAUGUACUUUUUUGAAUAAUAAAUCACUUAUUA